GAAGUAAAACUGAUUUAUUGUUUUGCUAACUUGAUGCUAUAGCAGGAAGCUGAUGCACAGUCAGAAACUUCUCCAGUUAGCUAUGUGCCGUCUUUAUUAAUCAAUGACCCCGGUUAUUUAAGGGUGGUUUGAGGUCUAAAUGUCCGCUUGAGGCUCUCCAGACACCGGGUUGCUCUGAUUCUUACAGCCGUCGUUAGCCUGCGGGUGCUAACUUCAGCUAGCCUGAAGCUAACGUUACCGUUGCUAACGUUACCAACUGGCCACACAGCAAAAAAAAAAAAAAAACAACAGGACGAGCUGAAGCCGAAAAGAAGUCCUGCUGGUUUUUGCUUGUUUUUAUCUUCCCACCGGUGCUCCGCCAGCACAGUGAGUGAUGUGGAAAGUGACUUUACAACUGUUGGGUGGUUUGCUGUCGGCCUGGUUCUUCGGCAACUUCGUUCUGGGUUGGUUUCAACAAAACAACGCAAUAAAACCCGAAACGCAGAACAGCGAGGCUCCGAGCAGCAGCAGCGCGGCGUCGGACGGCCAGGACCAGAGCUGCUUCUGCCAUCUGACGGGCGUCCUGGACGACUGCUUCUGUGACGUGGAGAGCAUCGACGUCUUCAACAACUUCAAGAUCUACCCUCGGAUCAAGAGGCUGACGGAGAAAGACUACUUCAGAUACUACAGGGUCAACCUGAAGCGGCCGUGUCCCUUCUGGCCCGACGACACUCACUGCGCCAUCAAAGACUGCCAUGUGGAGCCCUGUCCAGAGAGUAAGAUCCCCGUGGGCAUCAAGUCUGGGAACUACAACAAGGUGAGAACUUUUCUCAGCUCAGUCAACGGAAACAUCCUCUCUAUGUUCUGUCGGAUAGAAAUAGUGACCAUCAGUCCAGGCACUAUAUACUGUAUAUAUACACACAUACUCAACGGCGUAACUUUGGGUUCGACAUUGUCUCUCUCUCUCUCUCUCUCUCUCUCUCUCUCUCUCUCUCUCUGUGUGUCUUCAGGUCUGUGUUUGGAGAAGAGAGUUUUCUACCGACUCAUCUCCGGCCUCCACAGCAGCAUCAACAUCCACCUGUGUGCUGAGUACCUGCUGGACGAGGGUUGGGGCCGCUCGGUGUGGGGUCCAAACGCUCAGGAGUUCAGGCAGCGCUUCGACACGGCGGAGACGAAGGGCGAGGGCACGCGGCGGCUGAAGAACCUCUACUUCCUGUACCUCAUCGAGCUGCGGGCGCUCUACAAGGUGGCGCCGUACUUCGAGCGAGCGUUUGUCAACUUGUACACGGGGAACGCUCAGGAGGACGGAGCCACCAAGGAGCUGCUGCUGCAGGUCUUCAACGAGAUCAAAGCGUUCCCCAUGCACUUUGAUGAGAAGUCCAUGUUCGCCGGACACAAAAUCGAAGCCAAAAUAUUAAAGGAGGAGUUCCGCCUCCAUUUUAAAAACAUCUCCAGGAUCAUGGACUGCGUCGGCUGCAGUAAAUGUCGCCUGUGGGGGAAACUGCAGACUCAGGGUCUGGGAACCGCUCUGAAGAUCCUCUUCUCCGAGAAGGAGAUCCAGAACCUCCCCGAGCACAGCCCGUCCAAAGGCUUCCAGCUGACGCGACAGGAGAUCGUGGCUUUACUCAACGGCUUCGGCAGGUUGUCCACCAGUAUCCAUCAGCUCCACAGCUUCCGCCUGCUGCUGAAGGACAGCAGGUAACACACACCUCUCCUCCUCCUCCUCGCCCUAAAGGACUGCUCUCCUUCAUGGACAUCAGGAUCAACUGUGAACCAACAAACUCUCUCUCUCUCUCUCUCUCUCUCUCUCUCUCUCUCUCUCUCUCUCUCUCCUCUUCCUUCUGUCCAUCCUUCUCCUCUUCCUCUCUUCUUCUCCGUCAGGUCUGUUAGACCAUGAAUGUUAACUCUUCCUGCCUCCGGCGUCUUUCCUGUCCUUUCCUUUCCUUUCCUUGGUCUCGGCCGGUUGAAUAUAUGUUUGGGUCUCUCCUGAGAGGCUGAGAGCCGUGACGUUGGACGAACCCCGACAGGAAAUGAUGAGACGUAUGGACCCCGCCCCCCUCCUCCCCUGCUGACAUCACUUCCUGUGACGAUGUAGAAACGUUGGAUCCUGAGAGAGGAGCGAGUGACGGACACUGCUGCUGCUGCCUGCUUUCCCUCCAUUAGUUCUCUCUCUCCUCUCCCUCUCCCGGAUGAUUUUGGAGAAGUUUGUCGCUCAAAAGCCUGAGGAUCUGGACCAAUCAGCUCGCGUAUAACACCAUCUUAGGCCUACUUUAUGUCAGCUCGCUAGAGUGUAUGUGUGUGUGUGUGUGUGUGUGUGUGUGUGUGUGUCAUCAACUGUUGCAGCUAUAACAUAAUGACCGAUGACUUGAUUCCAUAGUUAACGCCGAUACUGUAGCAGUAUUUUUUGCU
This is a messenger RNA of Sander lucioperca (pikeperch), 2388 nucleotides long. Its product is annotated as ERO1-like protein beta. The record is from RefSeq and is a predicted model, not a curated record. The transcript is spliced from 10 exons. Gene Ontology annotation, biological process: protein folding in endoplasmic reticulum. Gene Ontology annotation, cellular component: endoplasmic reticulum; endoplasmic reticulum membrane. Gene Ontology annotation, molecular function: FAD binding; thiol oxidase activity; protein-disulfide reductase activity. The coding region runs from base 374 to 1681 and encodes 435 amino acids. Lineage: Eukaryota; Metazoa; Chordata; Actinopteri; Perciformes; Percidae.